ACACUGUAAAAUGGUUUGUUGAUUUUAUAAACUAACCCAACUUUUGUCAUGUCGUGUUGUUUGUAUGGUCCUGUAUUCCUUAGAGACUUAAAUUGUAAAUUAAAACAUGGAUUCAUUGAUUACGAGCAACAGUGAGCAAUACACAAAUAAUGAAUUACAUGAAGAAGGAGCACCUUUAAAAAGCCAGUUCGCCGACUUGUACAAGGCAAACACCUUAAAAACCCUUAGCCAGUCCCAACGUAGAGAAAACCAAUUACAGUUGUUAAAAGAAAGGCGUCAUCAAUCUGUUGAUGAAAAACGAAACCUUACAGAUUUGUUUCACGAUUUCAAGGAAAAUGACCACGAAGAGCAAAUGGAUGUCGUUAUUCCUUGCAAAACAAACUCUAAGAUGCGUUACCGACACUUAAAGAAUAAGUUGAUGUUAUCUGAAUGGUUCUCAGACAUUCCGAACGACUUGGAACUAAAUUGGCUAUUUAAACUGUGUCCAAGUGGGGUACGGAAUUUGGUUAUUGCUUACAGGCACAAAACUAUGGCUUUCAGUAUUGAGGGGAAACGACAGGCAAAGUUUAUAUCACAUUUGCCUGGAGGCGGCCCGCAUAGUACUUUUAACAAAUUUACAGUUCUUGAUUGUGUAUAUAAUGUUGCACAGAAGUGUUAUUAUGUUCUCGAUGUUCUAGCUUGGAAUGGUUUCGUGUUAAAAAAUAGUAAUACAGAAUUGAGAUUCUAUUGGAUAAAAUCAAAGUUAAAUGAAACACCUGAAUUAAAAGAAGCGACACGGGGAAAUCCCUUUACAUUUGUCGAAGUUAAUUUCCUUCCUGCAGAGUUGCCACUACUUGAAGAGAAGCUUUCGCAAGUACAUGAUGAUGAACAAGUUUCUCUCGAUGGGAUCAUAUUUUAUCACAGAGAAGUUACAUAUAUCGAGAACAGAACACCUCUUGUCGGCUGGUUGAAACCUUAUAUGGUUCCUGAAAUGCUCCACAUACCUGUUCAUCCCAGUUUUAUGAAACACAAACCCAGAGACUACAUCUGUUUAGCGCAUUAUUUGCAAGAGAAACACGCAAAGAAAAAACGUCCUAAGUCUUCAGAGCAGAUGGAGCGUUAAUUGUGCACCUCCGAUUUUAAAAUGUUGUGUAAAUGUCGAUUAAUUUUAUUAUUAAAAUAAAAUGCAGUUUAACUGCUAAUAGCUA
Molecule: messenger RNA, 1187 nt
Organism: Photinus pyralis (common eastern firefly)
Lineage: Eukaryota; Metazoa; Arthropoda; Insecta; Coleoptera; Lampyridae
Product: snurportin-1
Exons: 6
Coding region: 107-1102 (331 amino acids)
Biological process (GO): snRNA import into nucleus
Cellular component (GO): nucleus; cytoplasm
Source: RefSeq, a predicted model, not a curated record